AUGGAAGGAGGGACGAGACUAGGCAGGGCCUCCUCGAGGUACUGUCUAACCCAACCGCCGCCGGUGUUCGACGGCCCAGUUAGAAAGUGGAAGAAGCAGUGGGUUAGUUCUCAGUCCAGUAACAGCGAUGGCCAUGGUGGCAAACGGAAUAACAACACCCCUCCUCUCCUCCUCUGCCGGUGGAUACCGCUUUCUUCUACUGCCACUGCUGACACCGUCAACCCUGAUCAACCUCCCAAGCGCCGCUUCCGAUACACUCCGACUGUUCCAAUUAAAAAGGAGAAAAAAGAAGUUCAAGAAAAGGUUUGCAAUGAAGGCAGAACAAGCAAGGAGAAUGAAUCUAAAGCCAAUGCAAACAUAGGAAGUGACAUCUUUGAAAAUCCUAGCAUUGGAGAUGUCUUUAAGGAAGAAUCUCAGGAAAUGAGUGAAGGUCAAUCAGAUUCAAACAGAAGUUUGGAUGAUGAAGAAGAAAACUAA
This is a messenger RNA of Fraxinus pennsylvanica, 477 nucleotides long. NCBI's taxonomy places the organism in Eukaryota, Viridiplantae, Streptophyta, Magnoliopsida, Lamiales, Oleaceae. The record is from the annotation of a GenBank genome assembly.